AUGUCCGAUGUCGACGAUGAUACUCUCAUUCACCUCUUCAGCUUUCUGUCCGUGCGCUCUAUCCUCGCGAUGAGGCAGACGUGCAGGCGCAUGCAGCUCAUCUCGCGCACACGCGUCGUCUGGCGCAACGCGUACAUCGCCCAGGUGCUCUCCGCCGGGCAUCCCUUCCCUCGCCGCCAGCUCGCCAGCAUGGACACGGCGCAGCUCGAACACGCAGUCCGACGCGCGAUACGGAUUGGUGCGUUUUGGUCGUCGCCAGAGGUGCCGCUGAGGGAGGCGGGCGACUUCCAUGCGAGCUUCGGGACGGGGGUCUCGGACGUGCGGUUCUUGCCUGGGCACGACGGACGACGGCUUGCGACGCUGUCCAAGGGCAUCUGGUCGGUUAUCACUUGCUGGGAGACAUCCUUUGGAGGCGCUGGCGUGCGGAUGAUUGCGAAGUGGUCACCCAAGAGUACGAUCAUCACCGGGCUGGUGGUGAAUUCAGAUGCGGAGUCGGACGCGGUCAUCGCGACUUCUACUCACGGGGAGCGGCAGCGCAUCGAGUUACUGUCACUUGCGAAGGACACGAAAGGCAGUGAUGCCUUGCAGUCCCUGGGUGUGAUCGACGCUGCCAUGAGACCUAUUGCACUGCAGGGCGACCUAUUGGCGUACGGUGACGAAUCAUCUCAGACAGUUAUCACAAAUUGGAGAACGGGUGAAAUAGCACACCUCCAAGGUGCCGACGAACCUGUCGACCUGAACUUCCAGUACAACCGGUGUCUUCAAGUCGUGUUCGCACACAAGAGCAUCCUGGUGGUGCGCGCGCGGUCCAUCGAGCUGUUCCCGGAGCCUGUCCUGCGACCUCCCCAUGAGCCGUGCCCGAGUUAUCGUCCGCUCGCUCGUUACUCCUUCGGCUGGAUCGACGGAGUCAGCGUGAACGUGCAAACGCGCCGGCAAGAUGUAGACGGUUCUAUCAAGCCGCUCUCCAUCCUCCUGCGCGCGGAGAGUGACGACCCUUGGAUGUCCGACACGCACAUGCUCGACCUCUUCGUGCUCGAGCCCAACCCCGCGUACACAGCGGACCCGACCACGGACACUAACGAAGACCCCUCCACAUCUGCAAGCUCCGGCGAGGACAUUCACCAUCCGCCGGCUCCCUACAUCUUUCCGCCCGUCUACUCGGGCCUCUCCUCGCCGUCCGUGCGCGGCAUCCUGCGCUGCACGGACAUCGUCCUCGGGCCGAACGGCACCGCCGUGUGGAUAAUGCCGCGCGGGGCGCGGAGCGCCGACCUCACCGCGCUGGACGUGCACCAGUCGGAGGUGGCGGGUGCGGGGCUGACUGCACAGCAGCCAGAGGUGCUUGCAGGCGCGAUGUUCGCGGGGCCCAUGCUCGAUGUGGAAGGCGGGGAUGGGGAUGGGGGCGAGGAUGCCGGUGCGGGGAGGGGAAGCGGUGUGAGGGCGCGGACGGUGUAUGUGCGCCGGGCGGCGAGCGGGAGUGCGGGGAAUUGGACCGCGAUGGACUAUGUGGAGGAGUUGGGCGUGGUGGCGUUGGCGUCGUCGCAGGGGAUGGUUACUGUGUUGGAACUUGGCUGAUCCUCUUGUAAGUCAAGAUGAAUAUAUAUCAUCGUACCGAUGUUCGUCUCGUGUACAUGCAGAGAGUAGGUCCCCUCUACAUGUAGCGACAAUUUUUCGAGCAUCCUCCGAAUCCCAAAUAACUUAUGCGCACACCAACUCGCGCACCCUCC
Molecule: messenger RNA, 1724 nt
Organism: Fomitopsis serialis
Lineage: Eukaryota; Fungi; Basidiomycota; Agaricomycetes; Polyporales; Fomitopsidaceae
Exons: 4
Coding region: 1-1572 (523 amino acids)
Molecular function (GO): protein binding
Source: RefSeq, a predicted model, not a curated record